Messenger RNA from Toxotes jaculatrix (banded archerfish), 1593 nucleotides. RefSeq lists its product as uncharacterized. The transcript has 11 exons. Lineage: Eukaryota; Metazoa; Chordata; Actinopteri; Toxotidae. The record is from RefSeq and is a predicted model, not a curated record. Bases 44 to 1090 code for a protein of 348 amino acids. Gene Ontology annotation, cellular component: MIS12/MIND type complex. Gene Ontology annotation, biological process: mitotic sister chromatid segregation; cell division.
CUUGUUGGGCGCGCGCUGAGAAGAAAACUAUUUGAAAAAAAAAAUGGCGGACAAACAUUUGGGAGCUGAACAUGACGGCUGCGGAAGUGUCGCCGUUGCUGAAAACCAGAAUGAAUCUCUGCAUGCCAAGGUUAACUCAGUAACACAGACGUCGAAAAGAUGCUCCUCCACAAGCCCGGGCACAGCUCCCCCACACAAAUCUCCCCGUACCGACUCCCUGUCACCCACCUUACAGACGCCAGAUGUAAGAGAAGGACAUUCAGAGACAGACGAACAAGGAACGGAGAUAGAAAAUACGGAAGGACCUUCAGGUUCUUCUGUCAGCCCCACUGCACGGAGGAAAUCCUGGAGGAGAGCCACCAUAACCCGACGCUCUCUCCCUGCUCUGCCCAAUCCUUAUCAGGUUUUGUGCAGGAGCAUAAGUACAUCCUUGUCGCAGCAAGAGAGACUGGAGAAACUGAUGGAGGCUUCAAUGAGGCUGGCAAUUGAAAGAACUCAAAAUUCGCUCCAGUCAGUGCCAAAUACAUCACUGGAGUGUUUUCAAAAACAAGUUGAGCACAUUCAGAAAGAGUGGGGUUAUCUUGCCAAAAGCAUACACGGUGAACUACAGGGUCAUCAACUCCCUGCUCGUGCAGCCAGUUCAUGUGAUCCUGCAGUGCAGAGAGCCAUGAAAAAAGUCCAGAAAGCCAUCAACAGACUCCAGGCUGAAAGUGAGUCUUGGGAGGCUCUGUUAAACAAACACCGGGGCAAAGCAGAGGAAUUGAAAAGGAAAGUGGAGCAGGGCCAGGAGAGAGGCUUAUCAUUAGACUCUACAUGUGUGGCCCAGUCUUCACAGUACCUUUUCAUACAGAACAAACCUGACUACCACAGUCUCCUCUGUAGACAAGAGCCCAUGCUUCACACCAUAGCAAUGAUUAUGGACACUCAGUGUAAGAUGGUUAGAGAGCUUCUGUCAGUCAAGGAGCAGUCACAGUUAUUGGUGAAAGAGACCAGUGGCCGAUUGGCGGCAGAGGCAGGAUUCCAGGAUCUUUCACAUGACCCAGUCAAGAACCUUAUGGCAGCACCUUUAUCCUCUGCAGCAACCACAUAGUCACAUUGGCAGGAGGCGAGCACAAGCUGUCAGUCCUCUUAACAGACCACGGCGCUAUGGCUUGUAUAUGAGCUUAUAUAUGUGUACUCUCUGGUAAUUUUACUGUUAUGUGAUUUAAGAGCAUCUAGUCCCUUUGCUCUGUUUUUGUUGUAUCUUCUUUUGUGCAUAAACUAAACUCUAAUUUCACGUUUUCUGUGUCAAAUAAAAGCAUUUCAGUCAAUAGAAUUACAGGUAAUAGAGCUAGUUCAGGUAAUUCAUGUGCAUGAACAGCAGGUGGCAGUGGUUGGCUUUACAAAACUGACAAGCUUGGUGACUGGCUGGGGUGGAUUUUUCAGUUAAGCCUGAAUUAAGUGCAUUCUCACCUGUAAAACCUGAAAUUGUUAAAACUAGACUGCUUGCUGUUAGAAAUUAAGGUAUAUCCAAAUGUUCAUAUAUAUCUAUAUAUAUGUGUGCAAACAUCCUGCUAAAUAAGAUUACUGGUCAUUCCUUUUAAAAUAAAGACU